This is a messenger RNA of Cryptotermes secundus, 4758 nucleotides long. RefSeq names its product alpha/beta hydrolase domain-containing protein 17B. Gene Ontology annotation, molecular function: palmitoyl-(protein) hydrolase activity. The record is from RefSeq and is a predicted model, not a curated record. Gene Ontology annotation, biological process: protein depalmitoylation. NCBI's taxonomy places the organism in Eukaryota, Metazoa, Arthropoda, Insecta, Blattodea, Kalotermitidae. Gene Ontology annotation, cellular component: endosome membrane; plasma membrane.
UACCAUCGGUUACCAAAGAGAACUUACAAGUAGUAUCGAUAGGUAUGAGCAGCGAGUGAGAGAAAAGUACCAUGGCUGACUGAAAAUGGUGAUGAGUGAAUAAUUCAAGUAUUGUGGCUUAGAAACUUAUUAAUUAAUUUCAUAAUUUAAAUAUUUGUGAAGGGAGACUGAAUUUGCAGUAUUUAGGCAAAGCGCAGGAGUGAUUAACAAUGAACGGUUUGAGCUUAAGUGAGUUGUGCUGUUUGUUUUGUUGUCCUCCUUGUCCAACAAGAAUAGCUGCCAAACUGGCAUUCCUACCACCUGAACCUACAUACAAAUUUCUGGCCGACGAAGCGAGUUCAAAGUUCAGUUUGAACCUUACCGAACGAGCGGAGUGGCAAUAUUCUGAAAGAGAGAAAGAAAAUAUUGAGGGAUUCUUUACACGGACUUCUCGGGGUAAUCGUAUUGCAUGUUUAUUUGUGAGGUGCAGUACAAAUGCCCGAUUUACAAUACUGUUUUCACAUGGUAAUGCGGUUGAUUUGGGACAGAUGAGUAGUUUUUAUCUAGGACUUGGUUCUCGCAUCAACUGCAACAUAUUCAGUUAUGACUACUCAGGUUAUGGAGCAAGUACAGGGAAACCAUCAGAGAAGAAUUUAUAUGCUGAUAUCGAUGCAGCAUGGCACGCUCUUCGUACCAGCUAUGGAAUAUCACCGGAGAAUAUAAUCUUAUAUGGACAGAGUAUUGGCACUGUACCUACAGUGGACUUGGCAUCGCGCUAUGAAGUGGGAGCUGUCAUUCUGCAUUCACCACUUAUGUCGGGCAUGAGAGUUGCCUUCCCCAACACCAAGAGGACUUGGUUCUUUGAUGCCUUCCCUAGUAUCGACAAGGUUCCGAAGGUAACAUCACCAGUGCUUGUGAUUCAUGGUACUGAAGAUGAAGUAAUUGAUUUUUCCCAUGGCCUGGCAAUCUAUGAGCGGUGCCCUCGUGCUGUUGAACCUCUGUGGGUCGAUGGAGCAGGACACAAUGAUGUUGAACUCUACUCUCAGUAUUUGGAGCGCCUGAAGCAGUUUGUAUCUGUGGAACUACUCAACUGACAACUACUGCCACCUGGUGAGGAGUCGGAACACAAUGCCACGUCCACUGUCAGUUCAGCCACCACGAGUUCUGUUACUGAGAAAUUGCUCUAGCUAACCGAUCCUCCAGCAAAUCAGACAGUUGGUGAAUCAGCCACCAGCCUGCAGGAAGAAAAAUCAAAUAGUGAACAGUCUUGUAAGAGCAGUGUGCUGAGUAGCCCUCCCACUGUACCGGCAACUUACGAACUGCCACGAGAAACUACCUGCUAGUCUUCUAACAAGGCAUUUCAUCAAUUGGAUCCUGGUUUUGGAAAACGAGAAGUUUCUGCACCAUAAUUUGGAUUUCUCUGUUGAGAGAAGUAAUGAAAAUAUUAUGAAGAACUCUUCAUUAAUUAUUCUCACAGCACAGAAUUUUCAUGAUAAAUUGUGAAGUGUGCGAUGAUAGCGCUUGUUUUCCAAAAUGGAAUAAGCAUUUGCUGGAGAUGAACUCAGUCUGAUGUGUUUUGUGGUGUUGGCAUGAGAGCAAGGUAGCGAAGGACUGGAACUAGUGAAGAUGUAGCUAACCAUACUUCCCAUUAUAGAAUCAGUGACUGUCUGAUAUUUUACAGGGAUCAAAUUGAGUAAGAACUUAUUGUUCCAAAUUGAAGUGAUAUUUUAAACUACCAUUAAUCUGACUCUUUGCAAUAGUAAGUGCAUUUUGUUCUAGAGUAAACUUUCAGAAGUUUGAUGUUGAUAAUAAAAAGGCCUGAUUAUAUGUUAUGGGGGUGAAACACUGCCGCGACAUUAUUAAUUUCUACCUAUGAGGUGUGUAGGUUCAAGUUAAUAUAGUGUGAUGAGAGUGUACCUGUAUAUGGGCCUAGUAUUUACAUUAAUUUGUAUGUCUGACAUCAAUCAGGAAGUAGCCCCUGCAGUUUUGUUCAAACCCCAUUGUAGUUAAUACAUUUUUAUAUUUUAUUUAUUAAUUGUUACCCUUGUGUACUUCAUUGAAAUGCUUUCCUUUGUAGUAAUUUCAUAUAUAUUUAUAAAUUGCAAUGAAAUAAUUCAUAUGGAGAUUUCACUUUUUGUGUAAUUAUAUUUAUUCUCCUCAGCAGUACAGUGUAGAAAUUUUGGCUUCCAACUGAACUGCACAAGGCAGAACUUUUGUAUUUUGCAACUCUCACUUGAUGGUUUGGUGAUGAAAUGCUGCAUUAUAACAGUGCAUGGUGCAAUAUGGCCGGAAAUGAGUCUUACUCACUCUAAAGGUCUGAAGUUUUAUGUUGUGUCCUUGUGAUAUUAAAAAUAAAAUAAUAAUCCUCUUACUGCCAAGUGAAGUGCUGCAGGCUGCAUUGUAAAAUCUAAGUAACACAAGAGAACCCUGUGUCUUGAAUAUCAAAUAUUGUGCAUGAUUAUGCCAUCUUGUAACAUAUAAAUGAAUUAGAUGCAGUGAAGAACCAGCUCUGAGCAUCAGCCAAACAAAUCAGAUUGUUGCAGGCUUAGUGGAAGCUGUCUUCAGUUUAAUCAGUUUAAUGUCAGGGAAGGGGUUAAGAAUAGAAAUUAUUUGAUUAAGAUUGAUGUGGCAUCAUUGUCAUAUCAUCACUAUAGCUAUUAUCACCUGUCACUAAUUGUUUAUAUAGUUAAAUAUAUUAUCACCUGCAGUCACUUCUACUGGCUUGCUGAAUGCUAAUUGGUUGUGAGAUGGAGCAUCUGAUGGAAGAUUAGCAUGAGUUAUGUGUGUGAGAAGUAGCAUUCUGCUGCUUUUACACAGUAAGAUGAUACAUUACUUUGCAUUCAUGUUAUAACGUUGAUAUCAAAGUUUUUAUCCAAAGUAUUUGAGAGUUCGGAUGCACAGUGUAAAAGCUGGUAACGUGUCAGUAUGUCAUAUAUUAAGAUAUGGAUUGUACUUCACUUUGUAGUAUGUAGAAUUUCCAUUUCUGUUACAGUCAAGGCCAUUAGGUUGUCAUGGAGUUGAAUAGAUCUUACUAAGUAGAUGUUUUGAACAUCAGUGAGUUCAUAUAUGUUUGUGUAAGAUUAGUUCAUAUGUUGUAUUCAUCUUUAUUGUAGUACUUCAAAGAAUUGGCAUAUUUCAAGAACUUAUGUGAUAAAUUAUUUGUCUCUUUUCUUCUAUAAUUUCUGCUCCACCACUUUUUCAGUUCAGUAUAUUCUAAAAUGAACUUUUAAAGUCCUCAAAAAUAGUAGCAGUUGUGAUCAGCUAAUUAUGGCCAUAAUUGAAGUUCAUUAUUGUUGAAAAACAAAAUUGAUGGUUCGACAAACUCAUUGCAUCAUUCCUUAUGUCAUGCAUGGUAAGCAAUGUCUUGUAAGUUACUGGAAGAGGAACAUGACAGUUUGUAGUGAGAGGCUGUAGAGGUCUCCUGUUCAUAUGUCAGUCAUUUUAAAAAAAACUGGAUGUCAGUGGACUUAACAUGUCUUUGUUUUCAUUCAUGAGGAAAAGAAGUUAUUGUUCUUAUUCUGUGACGAAACAGUGCCUGCAUUUGCAUAAAAUUACAGUUAUUUUCAUGGGAUGAUUUUAAAAAUUGCAAAUUACGACAGAGAUAUGUGAGUGAAUGUCAGUUUUCAAAGAAUCUUGCUUUGUGUACUGUGCCAAGUCAAAAGAAAUUGAUGUUAGAAAGAAAGAGUCAGGAAAUAACAGAACACUUGCUGUAGACUCUGCUGAGAGAGUUUUCAGUGACAGCAAAUGGUGUCAGUAAGGGUAUGCUGCUAAUAGCUCAUCAUCUAUUUUUUUGUCCAUUGAGACUAGUCUGAGAUUUAUUGACAUGAAGGCAUUAACAUAUUCCUGCAUGCUUUCUUUGGUGGUAACAGAAGUACAUGGGGGGAAAAGAACAGAUAUUUACAAAGAGUGAUUCAAGAGGAAGGUUCAGAUGUCAUUAGUAAGGGCUCAGAAGAAAAUGAGCAAUCACUUUAGAUCUAUUGGCAUUCAGUGUGUUUCUGGUGAGCACCAAUUUUGUGAAUGGGUGACAGGAUGGUACCUUAAGAAUCGGUUACAGCUACUACCUGUCGUGUUCCUCCUGCUGCUUGUGGUGGUUACUUACUGUAAAUGAUGUCAGUUGUUUAUCACAAUUUAAUUCUCUUCAACCAAGCCUAGUGUUAUAGGUAAUGCAAAAUAUGUUACACUAUUUUUUAAAUAUGACUGGCACAAGAGAGAAAAUAUAGAAUAUCUCAUAUAUGAAUUUAUAUGCAAAAAAAAGUUAGCCUCAAAAUAUCAUUCAGCUAGGAUUAUGGUGGGCCUUAUAACAGUUGUCUUAUUGGCUUACUUAGCUCACUGGCAGGGAAAAUGAAAUUGAAAGUUCACCGUAGGGUUAACAAAUCUGUGCUCCAUUAAGCAACUGAACCCCUGCCCUCUUGCUACAGAACUGACUGAUUCUGACUACCAAAAGUUUAACUCUGUAGAAUGUACAUUACAGCCUCUAUAAAUACUAAAUACAGAUAAAAUGUGUUUUGCCACAGUCAAUGUUGAGCCACAGAGAACCACCUCAGCUCAAUUUACAGUUUAUUUUCACAAAAAGUUUUGAUGUUUCUUAAAGUAAAAUGUUUAUCUGGAGUAAUCUCUAAUUUACUUGAAGCCCAGAUGAAACUCUUCUCAAAUAUGGCUCAUUGUACACAAAAUUGGUACAUGGUAUCUUUAAAUAUCUUUAAGAUUACAGUUUCACAUGAAACAUUUUUCAGUAUGAUGUAUAUUUAAUAAAAUACAAGAAAAAUGAUAUAUUUCUCA